Alternaria arbusti is the source of this 1029-nucleotide messenger RNA. RefSeq lists its product as uncharacterized. Gene Ontology annotation, molecular function: histone methyltransferase activity; protein binding. Gene Ontology annotation, biological process: chromatin remodeling. The record is from RefSeq and is a predicted model, not a curated record. The transcript has 2 exons. Bases 1 to 1029 code for a protein of 342 amino acids. NCBI's taxonomy places the organism in Eukaryota, Fungi, Ascomycota, Dothideomycetes, Pleosporales, Pleosporaceae.
AUGGGCGAGGACAUCAAGAGUGGCGAGUAUAUUGGUGAAUAUACUGGCGAGGCCAUCUCGGUCAAAGAAGGCGAUCGCCGAGUGACGAUAUACGACUACCAGAAGACGAUGUAUCUGUUUCGUCUAAACUCGAAGCAAGAAGUUGAUGCGACAUACAUGGGUAAUAAACUACGCUUCAUCAACAAUGCCGACGACAAGUACACGAACUGCGGCCCCAAGAACUUGCUGUGCAACACAGUCUUUCGCAUCGCGCUCUUCGCCACCAGAGACAUCAAGGCAGGCACCGAACUGUUCUUCAACUACAACUAUCCCAAGGAGAAAACAGAGCAAUUCAAACAGCCUAAUGCCAAGAUCGUGGCGGUCAAACAGACCAAGCAAAAGACGAAGAAAAGGGAAUCACUCACCAGUCUGAGCCAACCCAUCGAGGACCGCUCACGUAUCCUUGCCGCCACAGCAAAAGCCAGAGAGGCAAAAGCAGCGAAGCGGAAAGAGGCCAUGCUGCAAGAGGGCGCCGUGGAGCCGGCCACAAGAAGGCGCUCUGGAACACUUCAGGCACGAAAGGCAGCUACGAGCAAACCCGGACGCAAGGCAGUGCGAAAGUCCAAGCGCGGAGGGCUCAAUAGGAACGAGUCCACAGGUUCAGAUACGGGCAUGGAUGUAGAGGCAAGCGACCCCGAAAUCCCCGAAAUCCCCCCUGUCAUUGAGUCGCAGAGCACUCAGACUAGUCUGUACGUCCAGGACACGGAGGCGGAAGACGACGAGUUCAUCUUGCCGGAUACCCAGGAAGACGAAGAACAGGAUGUGGCUGAGCCGGCCUCUGAGGACGAUGAACCGCCCGGUCGAUCUACGAGGUCUCGUCGUGGGCCUGGUCGACCACGUAGGAGGGGGUCGGAUGUGGCGCCGGUGGUUGCGGUCAAGCAGGCGGUUAAGCAGGCGGUCAAGCAGAAGAAGUCGAAGAUGGGUGGUGCACGACCAGGUGCUGGCAGGAAGAGAAAACGACCCGUUAUUGCUAACAGCGAUGAUGAGUGA